AUGGCGUACACCCUUACAGUUCCGGACAACUACGGCUAUGUCGUCUUCGUCGCUCUAGGGGCGGUUCCGCUUCUGUCCUGGAUCCAAGGAAACGUAGUGACCAUACUACGCAAGCCAGCUGGAGUGCCCUAUCCGAACGCCUACGCCUCGCACGAAAAGGCCAAGGAGAGCCAAGCUGCGUACAAGUUCAACUGUGCCCAGAGAGCGCACGCCAAUCUUCUGGAGAACAUGCCGCAGACAAUCGCCUACAUGCUGUUUGCAGGCUUGGAGUAUCCCACGGCGACGCUUGCUCUGGGAGCUGGAUGGCUCUUCUUCCGAAUCGUGUACGCCCUCGGCUAUAUCAGAGGGCAGGCGAAGAAUGGAGGCGGCAGGCUUUUCGGAGGCCCAGUUUGGCUGAUGCAAGGCGGACUCUGGGCCUUGUCUCUGGCUACGGCGUGGAAGACGCUUUAA
Cladophialophora psammophila CBS 110553 is the source of this 450-nucleotide messenger RNA. RefSeq names its product glutathione S-transferase. The transcript has 2 exons. The record is from RefSeq and is a predicted model, not a curated record. Gene Ontology annotation, cellular component: nuclear envelope; membrane; endoplasmic reticulum. Gene Ontology annotation, molecular function: glutathione peroxidase activity; glutathione transferase activity. The coding region runs from base 1 to 450 and encodes 149 amino acids. Lineage: Eukaryota; Fungi; Ascomycota; Eurotiomycetes; Chaetothyriales; Herpotrichiellaceae.